Messenger RNA from Fusarium redolens, 723 nucleotides. RefSeq names its product necrosis inducing protein-domain-containing protein. NCBI's taxonomy places the organism in Eukaryota, Fungi, Ascomycota, Sordariomycetes, Hypocreales, Nectriaceae. The transcript has 2 exons. The coding region runs from base 1 to 723 and encodes 240 amino acids. The record is from RefSeq and is a predicted model, not a curated record.
AUGGUGCUCAUUACUCGACUUCUAUCGGGUCUUGCCCUUGCUUCAGGCAUCCUUGCAUCAGGCAUCCUUGCAUCACCUAUCGAGCGUCGUGCUGUUAUUAACCACGAUGCUGUCGUUGGGUUUCCACAAACAGUUCCAUCCAAUACUGCUGGCUCACUCUAUCUGAAGUACAAGCCUUACCUCAAGGUCUUCAACGGAUGCGUGCCCUUCCCCGCGGUCGAUAGUAAUGGCAACACUGGUGGAGGCCUGGCCACAAGUGGCUCCUCUAAUGGAGGUUGCAGUAGCAGUCUCGGCCAGGUCUAUGUACGAGGCGGGACUUACAAUGGCCGCUACGGCAUUAUGUAUUCUUGGUAUAUGCCAAAGGAUGCACCCUCUCCCGGACUAGGACAUCGCCAUGACUGGGAAAACGCAGUCAUCUGGCUGUCUGGUGAAAGCACAAGUGCUACAGUUGUUGGCAUGGCAGUUUCUCAACAUGGAGGAUAUGACAAGAGAACUUCUGGUACUUUCUCCGGAAACAGUCCCUUAGUGGGCUAUACCGCCAUCUGGCCUACCAAUCACCAAAUGAUCUUCACCAACGAUCAAGGUGGCCAGCAGCCGCUGAUUGCCUGGGAGAGUUUGACUGAUGCGGCUCGUACAGCUUUGACAAACACCGACUUCGGCAGUGCCAACGUCCCCUUCAAGGACGGAAGCUUUGAGUCAAACCUGGGCAAGGCAGCUGUCUGA